UAUACCCAACUUAUAGUCCGGUAUACACUUGGGUAUACUGUAUACCCAGUUGAAGAGCACUGAUCUAGACACACUCUAUUUUCUGUAAUGUUUUUAAGAAAACCUGAGAUCAUAUUGAAAACUGCCAUAUUUCGAAUAGCCUCUUUCUAGCCACAUCAUCCAAUGCUUAUGUUGACUGAAAAAUUGAUCAUGUCCAUUUCAUUAAACUAUGUUUGAAAUGCAAUUACUUUUUAGCCUAGUGUAUUUUUAAAAAUUAUAUCAAAAUGUUUUUGUAUAACUGAGGCAUAACAAAUUAUCAUGUCAAGUGUUGUUGAGAUAGAUCAAGGCAUUGGUUCUGGACAUAUGCAACUUGCCUGCAAUAACGGUUGUAGUAGAGAUGAUGUGUUUUCAGGAACUCAAGACAAUGAUCAAGUAUCAGACUUGAGCAACAAAUUUGAGCAGUUACAAGCUGCUGAUCAGAGCCACCAAGCAUUAACGAACUUAUGGAACAGUUGGAGCCACACUCCUAAUUAUGUUAAUGCUGUCCAACCUAAGUAUGACAUUAUCAGACAGCCUAAUCAAUGUAUGUUUGUUGAAGGUGUGUCAACGAUUCAUACUGGAAUUAAGGAUUUACCUGAGAAAAAUAAUAUUAUAAAAACCAAUAUAACGACUUUAUAUGCGUGUCGGACUGCCUCUGAUACAUUAAUAGAAGGCAUUAGAACAUCUGUGCAGCAGCUCCUUUCAAAUGUUCCCAGAGUGGUAAUUAAUGGCCCUUCUGAAAAUAGCCUUGUGCCUGCCAGCAGUGAUUAUAUUCAUAACGAUAGCUCACAAGAAGGAACCAAAAUAUGGUUUGGAAGCCAUGGUGUUUACUCUGGUGGUGGGAAAUAUACAGAGAGACACAGGAGCAAAACAUAUUAUCGUCCUUAUUGCUUAAUAAGCAGACGUCACUAUUCUUGCCAACCCUUAUCCAUCAGGCGAAGGAGAUAUGGUGUGAGUCAGAAAGGGAACAGUGAGCAAGGUGUUGAUGAGUUGACACAGCUUCUCAGCAAAAUGGGCACAGCAGAUAGCAAUCAACGGAAACUUGUAAACUUUAACAAGAAGGGUAAAUUGCAGUAUUCUCCCCCUCCAAAAUAUUACAUGCUCAGAUACCGGCCAUGUACGAAACUUACAAAGAUAAAAGAAAGAUCCAGGUCACUGAAUGAUCUGUCUUUUCAAAAUUUACAAAUUCAAGGUGCUGAACCAGGUAAAGUUCAAAACCUUGAACAGGAAGGUUCCAAUGAUGCGAAACCCACUUGCCCCCCUAACGAUCAACCCAGUGUGCUAUCUUCUGUCAAUAUAACUAAAGGUGGUGCAUCAGGAUCACAAAUUUGCCAAAUGGUUUCUGGGAUUGGCAAACUUAGUAUGUUGGACUAGUAGUUCUUCACCAACAAAACUUUUGAUGAUUCAUGUGACAUAUCGCCGGAUGAGAACAGAAACAGGCCAAGUUACAAUUUUGAGUUUUGAGAAAAACAAAAAAAAACAUUUUUGAAUUUUGUUAUUUUUGUAUUCUAGAAAUUCACACUUAGUAAAGACUAGAGCUCUGGUUAUUUUAAUGUGGAUGAGAAUAUCUUUGUAAUCAAUAUAUUUUGGCACUUCCUUUCUGUUUAUUUACCCCAUAAAUGACUUUGGCCCAUUCUGUUUUCAAUAAUGUCUGAAAUUUUUCGUGCGAGAUGCAAGGUAAAACCAGGUGACUUAGGCCUAAGUUGCACGGACCAAACUCUUAGAAAUGUAAGUUUCGUACAUUUUAUUUCCGAUGUCCAUGCCCAUCAUAUUGGAACUUAGGCCUAUUCUGUUCUUAACUUAUAGUAAAUAUUAUAGUCCAGCUAAAAUUUUUAAUAUUGAAUAAAGUGAAUUUCCCAAAAAUGUGACUUAGGCCCCUUCUGUUCUCAUCCUGCAAUAUAAGGGGCAAUCUCAGAUUCAAGAUUUUGUCACAUAUUUACAUUGUGUCUCACCAAUAGCUUUCAAGGCUGAUGUUGUAUGUGACUGCUCUUGCCUUCAUAUUUCGCUUCACAAAUUUACCAUUUUGCUUUUUCUGUGAGUGCUCUUAUAUGUGAUGGUACUUGAUGCUAACUUGUUUGAUAAUGCUCUGGAUUAUUUACAUUUGCACAUCAUUUUAAUUUGCAACAGUUUUCAUAUCAAGUACAAUUACCUGGAUUUGUUUUGCUUGUGUUUCGGUGCCCUACCAUGUUAAAUUAAUAAUAGGUUGGCUUUCUGAUUUUAGUUCACUAAAUGGGUGAGGGGCAAAUUACAUUUACGAUUUUCCACUGUAUUGUUAAAUAAAAGCUUCUUUGACAGUUAUGGUGAAAAACUGGAUUUUUCAUUCAAUUAUUACUACAUUAUCUUGUAUUCUAUACUAAACAAUAUUGUGUGUCACUGUGUUGCAUUAUAUUACAGCAUUAAUAUAUAUUAUCAGAUGAGAA
Messenger RNA from Styela clava, 2438 nucleotides. RefSeq lists its product as uncharacterized. The record is from RefSeq and is a predicted model, not a curated record. NCBI's taxonomy places the organism in Eukaryota, Metazoa, Chordata, Ascidiacea, Stolidobranchia, Styelidae.